CAAUUCGGUUUGGAGCAGGUAAUUCCGCAAGCCUGUGACACCCAACGUCAACUACAUGCGAUCGAUCGGAGGACUGGGGACAAGAACUACCUCGUACGACAUAGAUUGCAUGUAGAUGCAUGGAACGACCGAGCAUCUACAUUGGUUGCAGGAGAUAACUUCACAGGUCAUAGCUCUGCUAUGUACAUGAGUUGGUACAGGCGCAUCUCCAUAUUACGCCUGACGAACACCGCAUUUGCGCAGCCAGGAUCACAUUACCAUCCGACAUCUACGUUACUGGCUGAGCGCAUCUGAUCGGUGUUGAUACAAUGUAAUGACACGAUUCAAGGGGCCGCUACAACGCCAGUUGACCGAUGCAUUGAGUCAAGCGGGUUAUGAGUACCUCAUACCGACUCCACCCGUCAUUGGCGACGUAGAUGACACAUUCCACACUCCUUCUCCAAGGAGUUCAGCCCAUCGAGGUAGCUCUUCCGGAGGAUCCAGUUCUCGGUCCACAAGAGGCCGCCAGCGUUCAUCUACUAUGUCGCCGUUCGUUCCCCCGUCUUCCAUCAACACUCCUCCGCCACAUCCAUCGCCUCCGCAAAGGAUUAUCACAUAUCAGCGUGCUAGUCAACGACGAGCUCCUACUCUUAAUGUCAUUGCGGAGGUUGACGAGUUCACACCAUCAUCAUCCACCGGUGCGCAAAACAAAAGGGGUCGGGGGUUGUAGUUUAACAAACUUUGUAUAUUAUAUGAUUUUAACUUCUUGUAUAUUCUUGUAUGAUUUUAACUUUGUAUGUUCAUGAUUGUAAUAUAUCUUCGCAUUAUUUUCAUAAUUAAUUUUUUCAAAUCAA
Amaranthus tricolor (Joseph's coat) is the source of this 833-nucleotide messenger RNA. RefSeq lists its product as uncharacterized. The transcript is spliced from 2 exons. NCBI's taxonomy places the organism in Eukaryota, Viridiplantae, Streptophyta, Magnoliopsida, Caryophyllales, Amaranthaceae. The coding region runs from base 314 to 709 and encodes 131 amino acids. The record is from RefSeq and is a predicted model, not a curated record.